GGUCCAAAUUCUCUGCGAUUCUCUCGGGUCUAACUCUCAAACCCUAGAGACGAAGCUCCUUCGAAAUGGACGAAUACAAGAACCUUAUUCACGAAGCAUUUGGAAAUUCGUCGGAAGAUAGCGACGAUGAUGAUCGUCGACAAAAGCUCCAAGUCCGGAAAGAAGCUCAAUUAGUAUUUGGAGAGAACCCUAAAUGGGAGCAAAUCAGUGAAAUCAAGGGAUUAAGCUUAUGUAGGGAUUUUUUAACUUCUGAUCAACAAUCAACGUUGCUAGCAUCAAUCCUACGAGAAGGAUGGUUCAAUGAUGCCGCUCACAAUCAGGCUAUGAGGUUUGGUGAUCUUCCAGCAUGGGCAAAGGAGCUUUCGACAUGUGUGUUAGAACUUAUUCGUUAUAGUGAUUACGAUCCUGAAUCCAUGGACACAAAUACUUGCCAAAUUGAUAAACAAGAAUGCAUAUUCCCAUCGGAGCUACUUCACAGGGUGCCGCUCUUUAAUCAACUCAUUGUUAACUCAUACCAGCCAGGUGAGGGAAUUUGUGCACACGUUGACCUGAUGCGAUUCGAAGAUGGAAUAGCCCUAGUCUCCCUAGAAUCAUCCUGUGUGAUGCAUUUCAGCCGAGUCGAAAAUGGAGUUGCUACUAAUGGAAAACCAAUCGAGGCCAAAAUCAAGAUCCCUGUCUACUUGACACCAGGCUCUUUACUCCUAAUAUCAGGUGAAGCCCGAUAUCAAUGGAAGCAUGAAAUCAAUCGGAAACCCGGUUUCCAGAAAUGGGAUGGCCUCGAAAUCGAUCAGAAAAGAAGAACAUCCAUUACAUUGAGAAAGCUCUGCAGUAGUGACUAGUACCCACUGCAUUUCCAGCUUGUACUCUUCAUCUGGUAUGUAUUCUAAAAAGCAGGCUAUUUAGCUAAAUGACGUUUUUGAAAACUGAAUUUAAGAAUCUAACCCUUUUGCGUA
Molecule: messenger RNA, 953 nt
Organism: Cynara cardunculus var. scolymus (artichoke)
Lineage: Eukaryota; Viridiplantae; Streptophyta; Magnoliopsida; Asterales; Asteraceae
Product: alkylated DNA repair protein ALKBH8 homolog
Exons: 4
Coding region: 66-839 (257 amino acids)
Biological process (GO): DNA damage response; fatty acid metabolic process
Cellular component (GO): mitochondrial matrix
Source: RefSeq, a predicted model, not a curated record